AUGGAGUUUAGGAGGGUAGGUCGCAAGGUCGUGUACAUUGCCGGAGUAUUGGCGACUGCUGCAGUGGGGGUGAUCGGAUAUGCUUAUGUGAAUCCAGAAGCCAGGCAUCAGGUUGAGACAGCCGUCCCUAAGGCCAAGCAAAUACUGGAUGCUAUACUUGGCUCAUCAAGACUAAAGUCGAAGCAGCAGUUUUCCGUUUCGCAAGACCGAACAUUUACUGCUGCAUCUGGGGAGAAAACUGAAGAGACUCUUUCAUCUUUGACGAGAAAUUUGCCUGAACCAGAGCGGACGCCUCCUGUACACGUGGAUCCCGUUGAUGUGAACGUGCCGUUGAGAACUGAGGGCACCAAGUUAGAUCCGGAGAAUGCGGCUAAGCGAAUUGAAGAGCUGGAGACGUCUUUGCUUUCGGCAAUUUCUUCUGCUGAAACAAGGGUUCGCGAUGCCACCGAUGCUAAAAUCAAAACGAUAAUAGCAUUGAACGAUCACGCGGCGCUUUUCAAGGCAACGGUGAACGAACCUCAGAAUGCCGACUGGAAAAAAAUUAUCACUGAUGGCAAAAAAGAUCCUGCAACAGCAAAUAAUCCUCUGCUCCUGAAUGCAACUGAAACCGCAAACAAGUUAUCUCAUCAACUAGAUGAACUUGAUGGGCUAGUCAUGAAGGUAACAUUAGAUUGUAUAGAAAGGGUCCGCGGUUUAUCGUACAUAUUUCAACAAAUUUUUUCAAUGAAAACCAAUUUCAGUGAAGAAAGUUUUGACCGUUAUUAUCUUUGGCCAUUCGCCAUUUAUCUGGUAAUUUCAUAA
Cooperia oncophora is the source of this 801-nucleotide messenger RNA. The record is from the annotation of a GenBank genome assembly. Lineage: Eukaryota; Metazoa; Nematoda; Chromadorea; Rhabditida; Trichostrongylidae.